Pantherophis guttatus is the source of this 3066-nucleotide messenger RNA. NCBI's taxonomy places the organism in Eukaryota, Metazoa, Chordata, Lepidosauria, Squamata, Colubridae. The record is from RefSeq and is a predicted model, not a curated record.
AGCGAACAAACCUCAUGCUUGUAGUUCUGAGUUGCAUUCUGCCCCAUCAAGAGGAAGAAAACAAAAUGGAUCUCCCGCCCCGCUCCCCCACCCCCCAUCCAACCACAUUCUUGGCUAAGAAAAAGAAGACAAAAUCGCGUAAAAAAAAUGACCACUUGGGUGUUCGGCUUCUGGACCAAACAGUUGCAAGGAGGCAAGCCGUGAGAAGGCAAAGCCAGACGUGGGUCUUCCGGGGCAACAGUCCUCCUUUUCAAGCCACCUACGCAAACCCAUCCACGUGUAGAUAGAGAGCGUUCCGGCGUACUCAAGAUUAUGGACUUCUUAAGGCCAGGAAUGAGGGAGAGAAAUAGCGAUCGUAUACAUAUUCAAUUUCCUUACAAUUUCAUUCUAGCGAAGCAUAUCUAGAAGAUCAGUGGUGGGUUUCUACCAGUUCGCCCGGUUCAGGUGAACAGGUAGUGGCGGCGGCAGGAGGCUGUGCCCACCCGCCCGCCAGUCAUCACGGACAUUGCACAUGUGCAGAAGGUUCUGCGCAUGCGCAGAAGCACCGCAAGUGAGCGCUCACAGUUCCGAACCAGUAGCAAAGAUGUUCAUCCCCCAAUCUCUGUAUGAAGAGAUAUUUCCAUGGGAAUGAAGUUGUACAUGCUUCCUGCUUCUGCAUGAUGCAAACUGGAAAACAAUGAACCAUUCUGCCAGCUUUCUGGAUCCGUCGCUCCAGUGCUAUCAAAUGCAUAAUCAUGGAUGGGAAACGUUCCGUGCGAAGAUGUCCAGCUCAAGCAACGCCAGCUUUUCAAGAUAACCCUGCUGAGCAAGGUAGCAAUCCCAGGGCGACAAGAGGAUCGGGCAAGACACAGUCAAACAACUGGUACCUGCUUAAUUCUUCAGGAGGUUGUCCCAGGACAUCUACUACUUCAUCUAACCAGAUGUCCUCACUUUACGAUCAGGGAGAAGAAAAUGGGCCAGGAGGUUUUACCAGAGAAGUCAUUGCUGGUGAGAGUUGCUGUAGCCGCUUCUCAUCUGAUUCCACAGCUUCAUCUGAAAGGAGUAUGCUAAAAACCAUAUGCUGCAUUCCGAGCCUUAUUGUAUAUUCUAUUAUCUGCUUUCUUCGAAAACUUUUACAAUCCUGCUACUGUGCAAGAAACCAAAACCCUAUGGCAAACUGUGUGAGAUGCUUGACGUUCCUCAUCAUAGCUCUCUCAGUCAUUUAUGGUACCGUUUACUGCGUUUGUCAAUACCUGCGAUUAUCAGAUGGCCUAUCAUCGAAGGAACUUACAAAAGAGUAUGAAACUGAGCUGAAUGAACUCUGGAAAUCACAACAUCUGCUUGAAGAACAAUUCCAUGAAAUUCAGGGCCUUAAAAAAGAUAUGGAUGACAUGCAUUCUGAGAUCGGCAGCAUCAGGAAAGGCAUCCUACAGUCCACAAAGCAAAUCCUUGAGGAAAAUGACUUUCCAGGAGAGAAGAAAGAAAUGCUCGAUAUACUUAAUUUGGCUUUUAAGAAGAUUUUUGAAGACGAUAUACAGAGGGCUGACUGGGCUCAAAAGUCAAUAGGAGCCACGAUCGAUAAAGACAGGACAUCUAAGACUUACGAUUUUUUGCACCAGGAAUACUGUUGGUUUCCAUUUAUCUCCUCAGCCAACCCCCCUGAAACUAUUUUAGAGCCGGAUGUUAACCCUGGAAACUGCUGGGCAUUCUCAGGAUCUGAAGGCCAAGCAGUAAUUAAACUGCCUGAAAAAGUCCAACUCACAGCCAUUACAGUUCAGCACAUCUCUAAAGCAAUAGCUUUUUCAGAAGGAAUCACAAGCGCCUUAAAAGAUUUCUUGGUUUAUGGGCUAAAUGAUGAAACAAAAGAGGAGAUCCUGCUGGGAACAUUCAUGUAUAAUACUGAGAAAGAACUAAUUCAGACAUUCCAACUGAAGAAUGAACAAGAGAAGACAUUCCAGCAUGUAAAAAUCAAAGUGCAGAGCAACUGGGGAAAUCCAGAGUAUACCUGCAUUUAUCGAGUCAGGGUGCAUGGAAGGAUGGCCAAUAUAAACCUUUUAGGCAAGAAAGUGGAUGAAAUCUCCUAAAAUAAAUAAAGAAAAACAGGAAUAUGAACAUUUACACUGAGCAAGUAUAAAGAGCACCUAGAACUUGCUCUAGCUUUUCCCAGGGGAGAAUGGGAAAGAAAAUAUGAGGACAUACUAAUGAUGUUGAGUUAUUUGACUAACAGAUUUCAGUUUGAUUUCAGUUGAAAAUUCAGUUAGAUUAGGCAUGGAGUUGUUAAACUAAUCUUGAGUUGCAUGAAUACUUUUGAUUCUGUCCACUCUCUCAAAAAGAUGAGAUGACUGGAGGUGAUCUCCCAAUAAAUAUUUCAGUUCAGAUUAUAGCAUAGAGGCAAAUGUAUUGUGUAAGAAAAAGACAGAGCGAGAACAAGAAAAUCUCUUGUUGGAAUAUGACUUUGAAAUAUAUUUUGAGAAUUAUCAGCCGGAGCUAAAUUCUAGAAUGUUUCUCCUCUUUCUUUUUUCUUUUUUUAAUUUUAAAAACAAACUUUAUUCAAUAUAAAAAGAUAAAAAUUGUACAAAAUGUUCUUAACUCUAAAAAUACAAUUCUAAAUUACAUACAAACUAAAACUAACAGACAGGAUUAUCUAUCUAUAAUAUUUAAACAUGUGAAUAUAUAUGUAUAUUAACCUUAAUGACGGUGUAUAUUUGUUACCUUUAAUUUCUUACUAUAUUUGACUUUACUUUUUUUUCCAUUGAUUAAUCCAUUCAUACCAUAUGUCCCAUAUUUUGAAAUACUAUGAGUCUUCCUUAUCGUUUAAUCUUAAAUUAAUCUAUCCAUUUCUGUGCAUAUAAAUAUCUUUUGAAUUAUUUGCUGUUCUGUUGGCAACUGUUCUAAUUUCCAGGAUUGAGCUAGGGUUAAUCUAGCCGCCGUGAUUAUAUGUUUCUCCUCUUUCUGAUGGGCUUGAUGGAAGGAAGAAUACUUCUUUCGUGACAGAUGUUUAGCUGAUCAGUGGUGUCUCCCAAAUGAACAUAACUAGCAACACAGUCCUAUGUGUAUCAUUUGCAAGUAAAGUCCCAAUGAACUAAC